AUAAGCGGAGCAGUGACCGAUCCGCUGGUCACAGUCAUUUGCAACAAGCAGAGCUCCCGAAGGAGGACGAUGGCGCCCAAGAAACGCAGAGAGGGGGAGGUUCUGGUAGACACUAGUACGACAUCGGUAAGGGUGACUCGGAGCUCGACUCGCCGGCUCGGUGCGAAAGCCAACGCCUCAGUGGCUCCUGCUCCUGCACCGCCGGAGCGGCCGAAGAAGAAAGUCAAGAAGACCGAGGAUGUGAAAGAACCGGAGAAGGUUGCCGAUGGUUCCAAAACGAUUGUUAUAGAGCAUUGCAAACAGUGCAACUCAUUCAAGACAAGAGCUACUCAAGUAAAGGAUGGAUUAGAGAAGGGUGUGUUGGGUAUCACUGUUGUUGUCAACCCGGAAAAGCCAAGAAGAGGAUGCUUCGAAAUUCGGGAGGAAGGUGGCGAGAAGUUCAUCAGUCUUCUGGAUAUGAAGCGACCAUUUGCACCAAUGAAGGCACUUGACAUGGACAAAGUCAUUUCUGAUAUCAUUGACAAGAUCAAAUGAUGAACACUUUGGGUUAAAUGGAUUUUUAGUGUUUGUGGAUGUCUUUUUGUGGGAAACCAAGUAUCAUUGCUUAAUAGUUGAAACCUCUGUAUUGAGAAAAUGCUAAUUUCAUUUGAAAUUCCUCUCCUGGUAGGUGAUGUUGCUAUUGCUCUAGAAUUCUUGAACCUUUUUGAAUGAAAUAUUGUCGCACCAGUUGUUCCCUCUGCAUUGCAGGUAGGUAACUUGGAUGUCUUAUGGAAAUGUAAAUGUUCCAUCAUGUUCA
Messenger RNA from Vitis riparia (riverbank grape), 796 nucleotides. Its product is annotated as selenoprotein H. Lineage: Eukaryota; Viridiplantae; Streptophyta; Magnoliopsida; Vitales; Vitaceae. Gene Ontology annotation, cellular component: Golgi apparatus. The transcript is spliced from 4 exons. The record is from RefSeq and is a predicted model, not a curated record. The coding region runs from base 70 to 534 and encodes 154 amino acids.